Lethenteron reissneri (Far Eastern brook lamprey) is the source of this 3227-nucleotide messenger RNA. RefSeq names its product guanine nucleotide exchange factor DBS-like. Gene Ontology annotation, molecular function: guanyl-nucleotide exchange factor activity. Gene Ontology annotation, biological process: intracellular signal transduction. Gene Ontology annotation, cellular component: cytoplasm. NCBI's taxonomy places the organism in Eukaryota, Metazoa, Chordata, Hyperoartia, Petromyzontiformes, Petromyzontidae. The record is from RefSeq and is a predicted model, not a curated record.
CCGAUGGAGUCGCUGAAAGUGGUGCUCAUGCGCAUCUCCGAGCUGUUCCCGGCCGGUCUGCGCGAGGUCCACGUGCUGCGUCCGUGCGGCUUCCUGCAGUCGACGUUCUCCAGCUUUGGCCUGAGGUUCAGCAAAGAUGAGUUCAACUUACCUGUGCAGCUCAUGCUGCCCAACUCCCUGGGCGAGCUGCACAUGUCCAUAGACCGGUCGCAGCUCACGCCGGAGCUGGGAGGCACCCUGGUCUACACGCACUCCGAGUGGAUCCAGCUGCGCUCCGACCUGGAGGGAUUCUCGGAGGUGGCGCGCGACGCGGUGCACACCCUGCAGGCGGUGGGCCUGGAGCUGGCCGAGACGGAGCUGCCCAACACCGUGAGGGCCACCGAGGAGCUGCUGGGGGCCCACGGGCGCCAGCGCGACGACGUCAAGGCCCUGCUGGAGUCCGUGCUGGAGCAGGGCCGCCGCCUGCUCAGCAAAAUCGCCGAGCCGACCUCCAGCGACCCCGGCUACCAGCCGAGCCUCGACCGCCUGCAGGGGAUGCGCUCCGUGCAGCGGCUCCUGUCGCGGCUGGGCGAGGCGGACGGUGCUGCCGACAAGUUCUGGGCCAAGCACCACCUGAAGCUGCAGCAGUGCCUUCAGUUCCGCUACUUCGAGCAAGACUUCCGGGAGGUGAUGGGGCAGUUUGAGGAGCUGCAGGAGAGGAACUCCCGGGUGGCAGCAACGGCCGAAAACUCGGCGCAGGCGAAGGCUCUGCUGCAGGAGCUGCAGAGCCUGGACAAAGCGGCGCAGGUGACGGUGAGCCGUGCGGAGCGAGUGGCGAUGACCGGCGAGCGCCUCAUCUCCGAGGCGCACUACGCCGUUGACUCCAUCCAGCCCAAGUGCUCCGAGCUGAGGAAACUCCGCGUGGACUUCUCCGAGGACCUCGCCACCAAGCUCGGCUCCCUCGCCAAGGCGCACUGCAUGUGGGCCAAGCUCGAGAAGGCGCUGCAGUGGUACGAGGACGGCAUGUACCUCCUGGCGUGCCAGCCCGUCGCCAAGUUCCAGUCGCAGGAGGGCGCCGAGGUGUCGCUGCGGGAGAUCGAGGCCUUCAUGGCGAACUGCGAGGAGCACCAGGUGCACUACUCCAAGAGCUUCCACGAGGAGUUUGAGUCCAUCCUCGCGCCCGACAUGGAGCUGUGCGUGCAGAGAGUGUUCGCGAAGCUGGAGAAGGUGGGCGCCAUGAUGGAGGAGCGGCGCAUGAGCCUGUGCAAGCUGACGGCUCGGCACGCCCGCCCCGUGCAGCCCGUCGCCCCGCAGCCCGAGACGGUGCCCGAGCCGCCCGCCCAGCCCGCGACCAACGGCUCCCCGGUGCCCGGCCUUGGCGGUGAACCCAGCACCCCGCGGAGGAGGCACGUCAAGCAGAAGUCGGCACCCAAGAUCGAGGUCGUGUACGAGAACAGCCAGGGAGGCGUCUGCCUGCCGUCCGUCCCCAUGGAGAACGAGGAAAACCUGACGCUCCACAGGAGUCACAUCAUGACGGAGCUCCUGGAGACGGAGAGGGUCUACGUGGAGGAGCUGCAGACAAUACUGGAGGGCUACGCGGACGCCAUGGAGACGGAGGAAAUGGCGGCGCCCGUCCCCGCCGGCGCCAGGGAGAAGAAGGACAUCCUGUUCGGCAACAUGGCCGACAUCUACCACUUCCACAGCAGUGUCUUCCUCAAGGAGCUGGAGGAUUAUACGGAGCGGCCGGAAGAGGUUGGGAGUUGCUACCUGAAGCGGAAGGAAGAUUUCCGCAUCUACGAGAAGUACUGCCAGAACAAGCCGCAGUCCGAGACGCUGUGGAGACAAAUCUCCGACGCGCCAUUCUUCCAGGAAUGUCAGAAGAAGCUCGGCCACAAGCUGGCGCUGGACUCGUACCUCCUGAAGCCCGUGCAGCGCAUCACACGCUACCAGCUGCUGCUCAAGGAGCUCCUGAAGGGCACGAAGGACGUGCAGCACGCCCUGGAGCUGGAGGAGGCCCUGGCCAGCAUGCAGAGCCUCCUCAAGUCCCUCAACGACUCCAUGCACCAGAUUUCCAUCACCGGAUACAAGGGAAACCUCCUGGAACUGGGCAAGCUGCUGAUGCAGGGCUCCUUCAGCGUGUGGACCGACCACAAGAAGGGCGCCAACAAGGUGAAGGACUUCCCGCGCUUCAAGCCCAUGCAGCGGCACGUCUUCCUCUACGAGAAGACGCUGCUCUUCUGCAAGCGGCGCGAGGAGACGACCGAGGGCUACGAGAAGACGCCCUCCUACGGCUACAAGCACUCGCUGCAGAUGAGCUCCGUGGGGAUCACGGAGAACGUGCGAGGGGACAGCCGCAAGUUUGAGAUCUGGUGUUCACGGCGGGAGCAAGUCUACAUCAUCCAGGCCCCGUCCAACGAAGAGAAGUCUGCGUGGGUGAGCGAGAUACGGAAGCUGCUCACCAUGCAGCUGCAGGCCUGCAAAGAAGAAGUCAAGCAAGUUUACUGCACGCCGUCUUCUCCCAUACUCAACCGAGGGACGAGGAAGUCUGAGUUUUCCAAGUUUGAGCUGGGCAGCCCAAAGGCGGCGUUUCGUAUGCAGAGCAUAACCUGUUCGCCCAACAUGCCUCUCAACAACAGAGGGUUUGCCAAGCGGCGGAUGAGCGCCCAAGAGACGGUGAAUCGGAGCGAGGACGAGUGGCCCCUGGGCUACAGACGGUCGCGGCUCAGCUCGCAGGAGCUGAUAGACCGAAGCGAGCAUCCCUGGCUGCAGGCCUGCUCCCCCGGACACCGGCGCUCCCAGGAUCCGUGCGAGCGCUCCGCCGACGGCGGCUGGUCGAGCGGGGAGGAGAUGUUCAACGCGUCGGACGGGGAGACGGAGGACGUCGUGGACGAGCAAGCGAACCCCAUCUGUAAGGUGUCCGACAUCUGCUAGGACGGCCGGUCGUUGAGCCCGGCUCGGCCGCUCGCCGGCUCGGCCUCUCGUGGCCACCGCCCUUCCCUCGCCGCACCGCACCUUCCUCGCACGACGCUGCCACCACGGGUAACAGCGACCGCCGACGACAAAAAGGCCGCGGGCGUUCCCUCCCCAAAACCCACGCGGUUCCCACGCGGCGGACGCGCCGACGACGAGCCGUUUAGUUUUUUUGUCGUCGGGGAAUUCGUCGUUGGAGCGUGCCGCGAAUCUCCCGAGAGACGAGCCAUUGAGCCCCGUCGAGCUCAGCUGAGACGGAGGUGGACGCCGUAAAAGAG